AUGACCUUCAGGAGGCGCUGGCAUUCUGCCAAGAAUCAGAAGAUCUGGGUCUCAGGGAUCUUGUGGGGGUCCCAGGUGAAAGAUGUGGAGGUGGUCUCAUCCACCUGUACUGGCAAAACGUGUGAGAGGAGCUCCAAUUGGCAGAUGGCCAUUGGACUAUUGGCCCAGAUGCGAAGGAAAAGAAUUCAAAAGAAUCUCAUUGCUUUCGACUCUGCCAUUAGCGAGAAAGGUUGGAGAAGAGCUUUGCUUCUCUUCUCUGAGAUCAAAUUCACAGGAGUUUGGGGCUCUUUUGAUUUGGACUCACAGGUCGACCAGCCCGGCUGUCCUCACCAGCUACUGAUGUCGCUGCGCAGCUGGGGCUGGAUCCAACAUCUGCUGGCUGAGAUGCAGGCAAUUUGGGUGAAGCAAGAUAUUCUCAGCUACAAUCUGGCCAGUAGCAGCUAUGGUCGAAAGUCUGAGUGGCAAAGGGCCGAAGAUAUAUUGAGCCAAUUGCAACACAGAGGCAUGAAAGUCCAGGUGGUCACUGUGGGCGCGCUACUGUCGGCCUACGAAGUGGUCGAUCUCUGGAAAAGUGCCCUGCACCUGGCCACCUCGAAGCUUUCUCACCUCGUGGAUGUGGUGGCGGUGAAUGCUGUCACCAGCGCGAUGCUUCACUGGCCGAAAGCCAUGCAUCUCCAGAUGGGAAAUCUCAGCAGAGUGGGGCAGAAUGCCCUUCUGGCCAAGGUUGACAGAUGGCAAAUCACGCUUCAGCUACUGAAGGGCAUGCAGAGGAGGGUGGAUCAAGUUGCCUUCAAUACAUCCCUGGAUGUCUUGAAGGUGUCUUGGAUACAUGCCCUCUCACUGCUAUGGAAGAUGUCGCAAGUGCUGCUGCAGAUGGACGUGCUUAGUGUGAACGCUGUCUCUCGACGAAGUUCCGAAGGGAUGAUCGCUGGAUCGCUGUUCCUCGAUCGUAGCUGGAAGAUGUGGGAAGAUUUAUCUGUGGGAACGGUAGGAAUUGCUGCGACCCAACGACCACCUGCUAUGCCAAGGAUCAGGCAGCUUGGAAGGCUGGAGAAGGAGAGGCAAGGAGACCCCAGUGGAACCUACCAGCUUGGAAAGCCGAAGAGAAGCAAAGUAAAUGGCAAGGCCCACGCGCAAUGCCGCACACCUGCGGUGAUCCCAGGCGCCGCCACACCUAGGAAUGACUUGCCGCAAUACCGCACGCCUUGGAGCUGCGAUGUCGUGGGGAAGCAGACGCCAGUUGUGGAUCAUCGUCCAAUGGCCGAAGGGAAGUGCACCCAAAACUACCACGUGAAUUGCAUGCACAACCCCACCUGUUGUGAUCCAAACUCCAAGUGCUAUGCCAAGGAUCGCGCGGUGGCCAUCUGCCUUCACAGUUGCGAGCCCGGAAUCCAUUUGAACGACCCUCCGCAGUGGCAAACGCCAUGGAGCUGUUCCUUGGUCUCUCCCUCCCCGCCCAGCAGUCCCAGUGGUCCCAGCGGGAUGGGUCCUUUGGCGUCCUUGCUGCGGCCCAGCGAUGGGAAGCUGAUGGACUUCGUGAUGUACCGGGCCCAAAAUGAUGCCAACUACCCGUUGGAGAAUGUGAACGCUGGAAAUCUGGAAGGAAUCAUGUGGUAUUUGCAGAAUGAAGUCUUGAGCGGUGUAUAUGGACCAGGCCCCAAAUUUGGCAUCACUCGUAUCUUGCGGAUCAGAGUACAAGUGCGGGCAACGCAGCCUUUGCUGGACAAGGGAAUGAACUUUGGCAUCAGAGUGGCUUUCGAUAGUGGAAAGUGCACGGGUCCAGACUGUGCCAUGGAUUGGCAUGACUAUGGCUACAAUGUGGGUUGUAACAAGCUUGGUGAUUGGCCAUUUCCAACCUACGAUACUCACUUCGAGGGUGGUAUUUGGUACAGUCUUCCUGGUUCCUGCCCUUCAUUGUCCUAUCUGCACAAAUCGGACGACUCAGCAUGCAAAAUGAAUGAGCCAGGCGGCAAAUGCUCGGGCGUUCCCACUGGAGCAGGGGAUUGCACGUGGAACUAUGAAAAUGCGGGAGAUUUGCCGCUGACGGAACUUUACCGGGAGACAAGCGAGAGGAGCUUUUGGGCUGGCAACAGCAAUGCAGAGAAUCGACGGAAAGUGCAAGUCGCCAAAGAGCUUUUCGCUGCCAAGUAUGGCCCAGAUCCGCCGGUUCCCCCUUGUGACUUCGACGAGGCUAAGAUCUUUGGCCGAUGA
Molecule: messenger RNA, 2211 nt
Organism: Cladocopium goreaui
Lineage: Eukaryota; Dinophyceae; Suessiales; Symbiodiniaceae
Source: the annotation of a GenBank genome assembly